GUAAAAGAGAUAUUAGAAUGUUUUUACAACGCGUUUCUACGAUCACUUAACUCUCUUAUCACGGUCACGUGAAACUCGCAAAAGCACCUGUAUUUGUAAUGGUCGCAAAAUAUGAUAAUUUCAGUCUUAUCUUUCAAACAUGACAUGACGAACGUUCACGUUACGUUACAUAAAUCAAUUACAAAAAUACGCGUUUUCGUUAUUUUUUUCCCGUACAAUACUAUACAUAUACACGCAUAAUCGCAAACUUCCUGUGGACUUCAGUCGCGCCUUUUCUCUAGUCGCGGCCUUGGCAAGGGAACACGUCUCUCCUCCGUCGAGGUACACCGAGGUGGCCCGCGCCUGCGUGCAAUCGCGGCUCCGCACUCACGGCGCCGACCGACGGUUCCACCAAUUGCGGAAUGUUAUGAAAGUCCUCGAGACUCCGCGGCACCGUGCUCGUCAUCCGUCAUCCGUCGUCCUCGUACCGCGAACGCAACGCAACGCAACGCGACGCGACGCAGAUCGAGCUCGGGUAGUCGGGACAGUUCGCCAAGACGCGCAGUGUAGUCCUCUCCUUCACACGCAGCCGCGGCUGUAGAAACCACCCUCGUGUCUCGCGCAGCCACCACCAUGAGCCUGGUGCGGCAGAACUUCCACGAAGAGUGCGAGGACGCGCUCAACAAGCAAAUCAAUCUGGAGCUAUACGCCAGUUAUGUCUAUCUGUCCAUGGCGUACUACUUUGACAGGAGCGAUGUCGCGUUACCGGGUCUAUACAAGUAUUUCAAGAAGGCGUCGGACGAGGAGCGCGAACAUGCCACGAAAUUUCUAACUUAUCAGAACAAGCGAGGCGGCGACAUCAUCCUGACGGACAUUCAGGCACCGUCCAGGAGGAACUGGAAUAGUGCGAAAGACGCUAUGACGGAGGCUCUGCAGCUAGAGAAGAGAGUGAAUCAGAAGUUGCUCGAGCUGCACGGAAUCGCCUCGACGCAUAACGAUGCGAAUUUCAUGGAUUUCUUGGAGAACGAGUUCCUGCAAGAGCAAGUGGAUGCGAUAAAGGAGAUCGCUGAUCAUGUGACAAAUCUGGAGAGAGUCGGGGAAGGUCUCGGUGUUUUUAUUUAUGACAAAGAACUGAAAGAUUGAAAUAAACUGUGCGUUUGAGAAUUUGCACAAAACAAAAUAAAAUUAAAGAUAUUUAAGUAAAGACAUUGUAGAUAAAUAUCACGUCGUUGGUUUAUAUAAUAAAUUCGGUAAAAAUAAUCAAUAAAGAAUUCGUGUUGAAAAAAGAUGCUGCAUAUGAAUAGACGAGAGAAGAAGCGAAUGUUUUAGGCGUUAUAUAUCGUUGUUCCAAUCUCCGAUGAGGAGAAGGCAUAGCUAGUGUAAUUUUAUGCGGCUGCUUGUCGCAGGAAUGAUCAAUUAACUUUAUCGUGCAAUUAUCUAGCGGUUAACUUUUUGAAAUAUAUCAUAUUUCUAGGCUCUACAAAUUGUAAUCGCACACAAUGUUGUAUCGUUUUAAAUCAAAUAUUAAUAAUAUAUAUAAUUAUUGAAACUUCUAUAACA
Solenopsis invicta (red fire ant) is the source of this 1539-nucleotide messenger RNA. It is a transcript of the gene Fer3HCH, whose product is annotated as soma ferritin. Gene Ontology annotation, cellular component: cytoplasm. Lineage: Eukaryota; Metazoa; Arthropoda; Insecta; Hymenoptera; Formicidae. Gene Ontology annotation, molecular function: ferric iron binding; ferrous iron binding. Gene Ontology annotation, biological process: iron ion transport; intracellular iron ion homeostasis. The record is from RefSeq and is a predicted model, not a curated record. The transcript is spliced from 3 exons. Bases 613 to 1122 code for a protein of 169 amino acids.